This is a messenger RNA of Ectocarpus siliculosus, 1851 nucleotides long. Lineage: Eukaryota; Phaeophyceae; Ectocarpales; Ectocarpaceae. The record is from the annotation of a GenBank genome assembly.
CACCGAGCCGGAGGCGUAAAGGAUCUGUAGAGGCAUGGGCACGUGCUUCCCAGCGGUUUGCAUGGCAGCGCCCAGGCGAUGGUGCGCUUGUUUCAUUUUUGCGUUUGCUCUCCUCGUCAGCCUCGCGCUUCUGCGGCCACCGGGAGCAAGCCCCAGCCCCAGCCUAAGGCUGGUGGAGGGCGUUGAUUGGCAGAACGCCCCGCGGAUUGACCUGGUGUGUCGAACGUAUGGCGCGGCCAUUCAAAUAUUUUGGCAAACUUUCAUCCCGACCUACCUGAUGUUUUGGCCGAUCUCGUCAUGGAAGUCCAGCGGCCUCGUUGUCAUUCUGGACGGUGAUAGCGCUUUCGACCAUAGGAUCGGGACGCUCCUUCAGAAUAUAAACUUGCCGUCCAAGGUGCAAGUGAAAUACGAGACUCCUGCCCCCCCCGGCACGCUCUGCAACAACUGGCGGAGCGAAGGUUACGCCAGACAGCAAUACUCAAACUUCUAUGCUGACUUGUACACGGAUGCGGAUUAUAUGGGAAUUAUCGACACCGACGCCGCUUUCAUUUCGCCAGUGGUUCCGUCUGAUCUCUUCGACGAGGGAAAGCCAAUCCUACGGGGCAUGAACAUUAUCACUCAAUGGCAAAGUGAGACCAGCAGGAAAGCCACCGGGGGCUUCCCGUACGUGGGCAGGUUCAUGACGAGAAUCGCGUUCCCCAUCAUCAUUAAGUCUGAGCACUUCUCCCAGAUGAGGCAGGUCAUCGCGGAGAACCUGGGCGCCGAGACGUUUGAAGAGGCGUUCAAAGUGAUCUGUUCGGCGGGAAAGGAGAGCUAUUCCCAGUUCGAAAUUAUGAUCAACUACCUUUGGUAUUACCAUCACGAUGAGUACUCGUGGCACAUUGCGGACCGCGACAACGGCGACUUCCACGGACUCAACCUGCAAGGCCGUGCGAGGGCCUCCGAUGAUGGCAGUGUCGUGGCCGCGAACGUUCCGGCUAUCUUUGUCAUGAAGCACCUGGACGAUAAAGACGUCUUCACCUUGAACGACGACAUGUACGAGAACGUGUGCCUCGGCAGCAACAACGAGGCGGGGAACUGCCAAAGGCGGCCGCCGGCCCAGAAUGACGGCCACGCACAAACCCUCAAGUGGUCUGUCGGGAGCACCACGUGGGGUGACACGUACAAGGAUCACUCUCGUCGAGUCUCGCGGGCAGGGUCGGCGUUCCAGUGGCGAGGGGAAGAAGAUGAAGAUUGGGUUCAUGUGGGCGGCCAGUGAUCACCGCUGCCGUACCAUUUGAAGACUGACUGUUUACUGUAAAUGUGAAUGUGGGAUCGGCUGCGAUGAUGCCGACGUUUGAAGCGCAGUCGUGGGUGAGGAGCUUGUGUGGUACCUUCGGAACGUGCAGAGCAACCUAGGGAUACUUGGGAUCCUGGGAUCGGCAAGGGGCAAUGCCCGAAGUGUUUUUUAGCCUGUUUUGUGUACGAAAUCUGAACAGCAGUACAGUAGGAAUCCACCUCUACGAGUCUGUGGACUAAACUAAAGCCUGGGUAGAUCCGGGAUGUAUAUUUAGUGCUCCCUACGGCCCUGUGUUUUCAAUCAUUGUGCAUUUGGCCGUACAUAAGCGAUUGUUUGUCUUCUAUUCGUGUCGCGGCGUCAGACCGUAACACGAUCGUAAAUGUGUUAAGUAUUGUAGUUCGAACGCGGUCGAUUGAGGUGGUAUUCUUUGGCAGCCUUUAGCCUUUAGCGAUUCUUCCGCAGUAUUUGUCAUGAUGGCGGUUUUCAGGGUGGUUCAUGGAUGUACGUAGUCUACCGUUGUAAUUUUCCAACGUGUAGUUGGUGUUGGUCCAAAUUGACAAAUAUUACUUCUC